AUGGCCCCCAUCCCAAGGGCCGAUCUGGAUGGAGACAAUCCUUCUUCGGAUGUUGGUGACAGCCAGGACUCCCCGCUGCGUCGUCAAUUCUCUGAACCCUUCCGUCCUCAAUCUACUUCUACCCAAAUUUCUCAGUCACCGGAGCCCAUGCCUCGACGGCUUAAGUGUGACUGGUGUGGGAAGCUUUUGAUGCUUCCGAAUGAUGCAGGCAUCUCCGAAGAUGAUGUUCUGAAUGAUCAUAUCAACGAAGUUCACCCGAAAUCUAUCAACUUUUCUGGGUAUGAUGGCGCCGACGAUGGUGCCGAUGACACUUACGAUGAGAAUGGCGAUCUCCAAGAUGACGACGCCAUUGAACAAGACGAACCCAUAGCUCAAGCUAUCAAUCCUGAAGAUGUCGAAGCUCAGGAUGAAGAAGGCGAAGAGAUCGCAGUAGAAUUGAUUACUGAAGAUACACAUGGUACCCAGCCAACCGCAACCCCAGUCAAUGUCAGUUAUAUGCCAGAACCAAAGCGUGACCUUCUGGACUGGCUUUCCAACCCGCGUACUGGAUAUCCCGAGGAAUAUCGUCUCCGCGAAGCCCAAUGGCGACGACCAGAUGUCAAAAAGCGCCUUGAACGCUUCUGGAAAGUCCAUGAUGCCAACAAAUUCUCCCCCAACUACGAACAGGAAGCUGCCAAGUGUGAAUCUACUUGGGACAAUGCUUUCCAUGACCCCUCCAAAACCAGGAAACGCGAUGCUCCUGAACCAGCUUCUCACCCUCUACCAUACAAGAAGGCCAAAGUUGAAAAAGGUCAAUUCCUCGAAGUACAGACCCAAGAACUUGACGAACUCGUCAACAUGCUCCGUAGUCCCGAAAAAUACACACCUGAAGAACUUUAUGCACUCACACAGACCGCCGCCUUUGCUUUGAAAGCAUUUCAAGAUGAAUACCUGGCCCUCGACGACCUUUACCUUAAGGCGCACCGACACAAGCGAGAUGAACCCUCAUAUCAAACAAAGCGACAUCAAAUGCAGGGUCACAAGAAAAAGGGUGGAGCCCCUUUGGCCCGUGUCAAUGAGGACAAACUUGACUUUGAGGAAAAGAAAGAGGCAAUGCUCUAUGGUUACAAACACAAUUAUUUCCCUGGUAACACGCCACUUGUGCCCAUCCGCACACAGCAGGAUCCAUUCGUGCAGGGAGGCUUUGUCCCAACUGCCGCGCAAGCCAGAAAGAUGAUUGCCAAGGACAAAGAAACUGGUGAUCUUAACCCUGAUGGAUGGGCAACCAUGAAGAAACAUGGUCUUGAAUAUCACGCUCAGAUGUAUGAACCCCGACGUGAGCCACUUGUGCCAAAAGUCACACGGAAACGCAAGGCUGCAGAGGUCGAAGUACCACCCAAAACGACCGAUACAGAAGAGACUCAAAAUGAGAGUGUGGACGGUGAUGAAACCGACGAAGACAACCAUCCCGCAAAGCGGCGCACUCGAGGCCGCGGUGGCAAAACAGUUGUCGCUGAAUCAACUCACUCCGAUACUAACUCACGCAAAGGCCCUGGCCGGGGCCGUGGCCGCGGACGCGGCCGUGGGCUUGGUCGCCUUGGUUCCUCUCGGGCCACCUUCGAAGUCACCCCUGCCCCAACCCAACCCUCAUCCCGAGGCAGGGGUCGACGUGGCGCUAGCAGCCUGGCCUCCUCGUCACUCCCUCCAGCAGAGACCUCCUUCCCGGCUGUCGAGCCGAAGGCCACCGCAAGCCCUGCCGAGUCGGCUCCGACAUCGGCCAAGAAGGAGGCUCUCUCUGCCGAGGCGAUUGAGGAGGCCAGGCGGCAGAAGAUCGCCAAUUCGAAGAACCCCAAGAGAACCAAGGCGAUGCUCGAUCACUGGGACCGAUUCAACCGAGAAGGACGGAUCCGCAACCCAAAGCGAUCCAAGGCCCAAAUCGAGCAGGACCGGACCGUCGACGGCUCCGCCGACGAGGUCCCCAAGCCCACUGGUCCCGGCCGCCGCAAGCGGUCGCCCUCGCUGGCACCGCUUGCCGGCAACCUCGCCCCCAAGGGGCCCACCGGCCUGCCCUCAAUGGCAACCGUCCAGGCGCAGCAGCAGCAGCCCAUGCCUCCGACCCUCCCCCUAUGGGGGUGGUGUCUCACUACGGCCCCGGCCCAGUGA
This is a messenger RNA of Penicillium coprophilum, 2142 nucleotides long. RefSeq lists its product as uncharacterized. The coding region runs from base 1 to 2142 and encodes 713 amino acids. The transcript has a single exon. The record is from RefSeq and is a predicted model, not a curated record. Lineage: Eukaryota; Fungi; Ascomycota; Eurotiomycetes; Eurotiales; Aspergillaceae.